AUGUCAUUGAGUAAGCUAUGGGAUGGAUUGAAUGAAUCCUUUGAUUGUCUUUCUUCUCAUUUCCAUUCUCUCUCACCAAACACACAGAAAUUCGUGAUCACUUCGGCGGGCCUUGUCACCGCCUAUUUUGCCACUCAUUGUGUCAAAGACUAUUUGCACAAACAACGCCUUCAUGAAAUCGUUGAAAAACGACAAACUGAACGAAAUGAAAGCCUCAGGCGUGCAGACGAAUUUUCGAGAAAAAUCACGGAAGCGAGAAGAAAUCAAAUCUCAAAUAUGGAUUUUGAUACAUUGCUGGCGGCCUUAAAGAGCGGAGAAGUGAAGCCAACAGAGGCUCUGCACACAUACCAAUGGAAAGCAUUACAAGCACACAAAAGAACAAAUUGCAUUACGCUUUUUAUUAAGGAAGCUGAUGAUUGGGCAUUGCAACUUGAAAAAUCCCCGCCAGAGCCCCGUCCCCCACUUUAUGGAAUGCCGAUGUCUUUGAAGGAAUGCGUACCGGUCAAAGGAUACGAUGUGACUAGAGGCUAUGUGAAUGAGUGUUUUAUGCCAAGCGAAAGAGAUUGCGUCAUGGUUGAGCAAAUCAAAGCCUUGGGCGGGAUUCCAUUUGUUCAGACAAAUGUUCCCCAAUGUCUUCUUGCCUAUUCAUGCUACAAUCCGAUUUAUGGAACCACCAAUCAUCAAGAUCAUAAAGAUCGAACAUCUGGCGGUUCAUCAGGCGGAGAAUCGGCGUUGAUUGGAGCUGGUGGUUCUCUUUUGGGAAUUGGCGGGGAUGUCGGAGGAAGUAUUCGCUUCCCAUGUCAUUUUUGUGGAAUCGCUGGAAUUAAGCCAUCUCACAUUCGUUUCUCACAUCGUGGAGUGCAGGGUUCAGUUCCCGGUCGUCCAUUAAUCAAUGCAAGUGAUGGACCGAUGGCACCUGAUGUUCACACUUGUGUCGAGUUCUUGAAAGCGACUUGGUCGAGCCAUUUCAUCCAUGAACGAGAUCCCUACACCGCUCCUGUAACUUGGAAUGACAAACAUUUCACCAAAGGAAAUCACUUCACGAUUGGCUAUUAUUUGGACGAUGGAUGGUUCACUCCAACUCCCGCUUUGCAAAGGGCCGUUCUUGAAUCGAAAAAGAUUCUCGAAUCACAGGGGCAUGUUUUGGUCCCGUUCAAGCCACCGAGAAUCAAAGAAGCCAUUGCAAUGUUCAUCGGAGCCGUUUCAGUGGACGGAGGACGCUAUCUUUUGGAACAUAUUGGAAAUGACUUGAUGGAUCCUCGCUACAAGAGCCUACUCGGACUCUACAAGCUCCCCUUCUUUAUUCAAGAUAUCCUUCGUUUCCUCGUUCAACCAAUUUAUCCUCGUUUGGCUCAUGCACUUACAGCAAUGCCAAGAAAUACAUCAGAGUUGAGAAAGAAAUAUGAAGCAAUCGAACAAUAUCGUUAUGAGUACAUUGAAGAAAUGCAGAAACUGGGACUUGACGCAAUUCUUUGUCCCGUUACGGUGACCCCAGCUCCUCAUCACGAAGUGCCAGUGAAGCUCUUUGCUGUUGUUUCAUACACUGGAGUCUUCAAUCUUCUCGAUUUUGCCGCCGGAACGGUGCCUGUCACUCAAGUUACAAAGGCUGACGAUGACGCUUUGGCUGGCUAUCCGACAAUCGAUCCAUGGUAUCGACUUGCAAAAGAGACAACAAAGGGUGCAAUCGGUUUGUCGGUCGGUGUUCAGGUGGCAGCUCCUCCAUUCCGCGAAGAAGUCGUUCUACGGAUCAUGCAAGAUCUCGAGAAUCACCAUAAACACACUGAUUAU
Mesorhabditis belari is the source of this 1788-nucleotide messenger RNA. The record is from the annotation of a GenBank genome assembly. Lineage: Eukaryota; Metazoa; Nematoda; Chromadorea; Rhabditida; Rhabditidae.